UUAUUUCUGGUUUACUUUGGGAUGCCCAGCCCCCAGCCUCUCACUUCAAGUCAGAGAAGUCAGUUCCUUCUCUGACUUGAGGAAGCUAAAAAAAAACUGGCAGGAACUUCGUUCUCCUUCAGACUCGCAGCAGCAACAACAUGACUGAAGCUGAUGUAACGUACGCUGACGUGAAGUUCACAACGCCGCGGUCCAGAGGUAAUGUUGCAGCAGAGAACAGCACCUACUCUGAGGUGAAGAUCUCUAACAAACGGCAACCAGUCUGUUCAAACUGCUCAGCAAACAUCCAACAGUCUGGGUCCAGCAGGAGGUCAAAGGUCACCCCAGAGCGUCUGGUUCUGCUGGGUCUCGUUGUUCUGUUGGCAGCGGCUCUCAUCGCUCUUGGUGUCACCUUCGUUCAGACCAAUCAGAAUCUCCAGACCCUGAAAGAAGAGAAAGAAACUCUGAAGGAAACUCUUUCAGAUAUAAAACCUGGGAGUAAAAGUUCUACAACGGCAUGUCCAACAUGUCCAACAAGUCCAACAUGUCCAAAACCUCCAACAUGUCCAACAUGUCCUCCACCUCCUCCAACUCCAGCAGUAAAAAGGGAAACACGUCUGAAGUGUGAAGCAGGAUGGGAGAAACAUGGAGGAAACUGUUAUUAUUUCUCCACCACUAAAUCCUCCUGGAUUAACAGCAGACGUUCCUGCGUUGAUCAUGGAUCAGACCUGGUGAAGAUCGACAGCAGAGAGGAGCAGAAGUUCCUGGAGAUCAGACUGAGAGUCUUGAUGGUGGAAGAUGAUGACAAGUUCUGGAUCGGACUGACGGACUCGGUGGAAGAAGGCAGAUGGUUCUGGGUGGACGGAUCUCCUCUGGAUGAAAGUUUGAGCUUUUGGAGUCAGAAUGAGCCUGAUGACUGGAAAGGUGAGAAUCCAGCUGGAGAAGACUGUGUGAGGAUGGGAGAGAGAGGAGGAAGUCAUGAUCUGACAUGUUGGUUUGAUAAAGCCUGUAAUGUUUCUCAUAAAAGUAUCUGUGAGAAACCAGCAGCACCAGGUCGUCCCUGUGUCUGAAGUUCAGCUCAGUCUAUAAAACAAGCUGCAGAGAUUCUGGUUCUAUAAACAUCUCAACUUUUCUUCCAGCUGCAUUGAAACAUCAAAUUAUUAUAUUUAAUAAUUAUUUCUAUCAUCUUUAGUUAUUUUCUGCUCUGCAGCAGCAGCAAACCACCAAGAGGAAAAACUCAGAAGCUCUGAGUUACAAACAGGAACCUGGAAGAACCUGCAGCAGAACUUUUCCAUCAGAGUUUAACUGAGGAUUUAUUUCUGCUUCUGGUUCUAACGGUUCUGGAUCCCACAUGUGACUCGGGUCAGAACUUUUCUGAGGCUCUGCUGCUUCUGAUGAUCCAUCAUAGAGAGCAGAACAUGUGGAAAACCAGAACAUCUCUACUGGUUUGACUGGUUCAGAUCCUUUUAACAGCAGCUAAAACUGAACCAGUUCAUGUUCACAGUUCACCUCCUGGACAUCUAGAACUCAAACUCCCAACAUAAAGUAGUUCCUGUUGUUUCAUCAGUUUAUAUAAAGCUUUGCAUGAUGUCAUAAGAUGAUGGUUUCUGCAGCAUGACUCAUCAUGUUUCCAUGUAGAAAAAUAAAGAUCAGAUCCACCAUCAGAGCUCCAGCUUUCAGGUUAUCAGCUCAAAGCAGCAGCUGUUCAUGUAGCUGUCAGGAUCAUGAAUAAACUUUUUAAACUGCA
This is a messenger RNA of Xiphophorus hellerii (green swordtail), 1726 nucleotides long. RefSeq names its product C-type lectin domain family 4 member A-like. The transcript is spliced from 8 exons. Bases 141 to 1049 code for a protein of 302 amino acids. The record is from RefSeq and is a predicted model, not a curated record. NCBI's taxonomy places the organism in Eukaryota, Metazoa, Chordata, Actinopteri, Cyprinodontiformes, Poeciliidae.